Molecule: messenger RNA, 1679 nt
Organism: Stomoxys calcitrans (stable fly)
Lineage: Eukaryota; Metazoa; Arthropoda; Insecta; Diptera; Muscidae
Gene: isoQC
Product: glutaminyl-peptide cyclotransferase
Exons: 2
Coding region: 304-1344 (346 amino acids)
Molecular function (GO): glutaminyl-peptide cyclotransferase activity; zinc ion binding
Source: RefSeq, a predicted model, not a curated record
GAACGAGUUUUGCAUUCCUAUUCACUAUACUGUUCCAUAUUUGUUUAGUCAAAACUUUUGUUAUUGUAUUUGACUAAACUAAGGAUUAUAAACAAAUUAAUGUAUAAAAUGUGGAAGAACAGAUAACAUAACAAAAGCAAAUAUAAAUUUAAACAAGUCUCGGUCUUUUCCCUGUAUACGUGGUCGUUGACUCAUUUAUUACGGUGUUAAUUGUAUAGAACACCUGUUGCAGUUUGGAAAAAACCAAUGAAAGCGAAAUAUUGCUGGCUGAAAACAUAGAUAAUACGUGGUGUUGGCAAAAUCAUGGCAUCCAAUGACCUGUGGAUUAUAGCCUUAUAUUUGGUAGUACUAGUGUCAGGAAAUGACAAAGAUUUUCUAGUGGGUCAAAGACAGCUUCCCUAUAAAACGGACGAGCUCACAGAUCGACAUUUUCAUGAAAUAGCUCAACUAUCUGACGUAAAGCAUUUAAAAGAAACAGUAAAGGAAAUUUUGAUUCCACGCAUUGUAGGCUCCCCGGGUCAUGCUAAGGUACGUAAAUUUAUUGUCAAAUCUCUAGAGGAUUUGGGUUGGUCAGUGAACCUAAAUAGUUUCCAUGAUUCGGUACCUAUUCUGGGUAAUCUCCACUUUCAUAAUAUUAUUGCCAAAUUAAAUCCAAAAGCUGAACGUUAUUUGGUCAUAGCUUGCCAUUAUGAUAGUAAAUACAUGGGCGAUGUGGAAUUUUUGGCUGCCACAGAUUCGGCGGUCCCUUGUGCCAUGAUGUUGAACAUGGCUAAGGUGUUACAGCAACAAUUAGAACACUACAAAAACACCGAGCUAAGUUUAAUGUUCAUAUUCUUUGAUGGUGAAGAGGCCUUUAAGGAGUGGAGUCCCAAAGACUCAAUAUAUGGUGCUCGUCAUCUGGCGAAAAAAUGGGAGCGUGAAGAGUUCCUUCAAAAAAUAGAUAUUUUAAUGCUGCUGGAUCUACUUGGAGCUCCAGAUCCCAAGUUCUAUAGUUUCUUCAGCAAAACUGAAUCAUGGUAUAGCCGCAUCUUAAAUAUUGAAGAUCGUUUAUCUGACACUGGUAUGAUGGAGCGCUAUGUGAGUAGUGGUGUUUCGCGCCCUCAGGAGCCAAAUCGUUAUUUCCAACCCAAUGCUUUAAGAUCAUCACAUAUUGAGGAUGAUCAUAUACCAUUUUUAAGACGUAAUGUUCCUAUACUGCACAUAAUACCUGUACCCUUUCCCCAAGUUUGGCAUACACCGGAUGAUAACGAAGAUGUGAUUGAUUACAGCACAACGGAAAACCUAAGAAGAAUAGUAAGUCUAUUUGCUUUGGAAUACUUAGAAGGUAUUACAAAUAAUGCAUAGGUGAAUUAUAUUACUAAAAAAAGGAAAAGGCAAUAAGAGCCAGUUCAAAACACAAAAAAAUGGUCUGCAGCCGGAGAAUAUCCCAUUGUACAAAAAAAAACUUAUAAUAUAUUUGAAUGCCUAGAAAUUAUAUUAAACUGAACAUAAAUAUCGAAUAGCUCGUACUUAUAGCAUAAAAUGAAGUCAUCAAAAAAAGAUGGACUGCCAUUUUUUAUAUUUUUUGUGUUAUAUAUCAUUUUUUAAUUCCUUUGCGCUUUAUGUGCAACUUAAAAUGCGAUGAAAAUCCUUUUUGUAAAAAUGUAAAUAAUUUCAAAAACAAACAAAUAAAUUCCGCU